Molecule: messenger RNA, 1341 nt
Organism: Eimeria mitis
Lineage: Eukaryota; Apicomplexa; Conoidasida; Eucoccidiorida; Eimeriidae
Exons: 7
Coding region: 1-1341 (446 amino acids)
Source: RefSeq, a predicted model, not a curated record
AUGCACUGCAUGCGUCUCGCGUGUAUGUACACCGCAGCCCCGAGGAGGAGGAGACAGAAGAGGAGACAGCAGCCCCCAACAAACCCCACAACCUCAGCAGCAGCAGCAGCAGCAGCAGCAGCAGCAGCAGGAGACGUAUACACCGGAGCAGCAAACCACCGCGCGAGCGGCAGAGAGACAAAGAGAGAAGGCAGCAGCAAGCUGCUGUGCAGCAGGAAAAGAGGAAUAGCCAGAGACACUCGUGCUGCUGCUGCACCGGUUGCAUGCAAGACAGACACGGCAGCAAAGGCCGAAGGCCCCAGCAGCCACAGCAGCAGCAGCAGCAGCAACAGCAGCAGCAGCAGAUACUCUAUCACCACGCUACCCACACCACCAACACGCUGCGGCGGCUGCUGCGGCAGCAGCAGUGCCGGGCAGCAGCAGACAGCCAGGCAGUCCUCCUUAAAACCAUCAGAGAAGUUGUUAACAAAGUACCUGAGAGCAGCAGCAGCAGCAGCAGCAGCAGCAGCAGCAGCAGCAGCAGCAGCAGCAGCAGCAGCAGCAGCAGCCAACAGCAGCAGCAGAACGGCAACCAAGCAGCAGCAGCAGCAGCAGCUGCAGCAGCAACAGCAACUGCAGCAGCAGCAGCAACUGCAGCAGCAGCAGCAGCAGCAGCAGCAAUACCUAAAAAAGGAGUUUCUCGCGUCCAGCACCGCCCCCCACCAGGAGCGUUUGCCUGUGCGGGUAGCAGGUCUGACUAGGAAACGCAACCAAGAGACAGCACCGCACAGGCCCCUCAGCAAGCAGCAGGCAACGCUCGAUGAAGCAACAGCAACAGCAGCAGCAGCAGCAACAGCAACAGCAGCAGCAGCAGCAGCAGCAGAAGGAGCAGCAACGGCAGAAGUAUCAGCACUAUGUACACCACAAAAACAGAAGCAGGAGCAGCAGAAGGAGACAAACAAACAGACAAGGCGGAGCAGCAGCAGCAGCAGCAGCAGCAGCAGCAAUAGCAGCAGCAGCAGCAGCAGCAAGCUACAGCAUGCUCACCUGCCCCACACACCAGCCAGGGACAAGGCGGAAAUCUGUCUUCAGCGCGGGGGUGCCUGCCCCUCAGCAAGCAGCAGGCAACGCUCGAUGAAGCAACAGCAACAGCAGCAGCAGCAGCAACAGCAGCAGCAGCAGCGCCUGCAGCGGCAGAAGCAGCAGCAAGACACGCAGAGACCCCUGCAUGUCGAGCUGCUGCUGCAGCUGCUGCAGCAGCUUGCUGAGAUGCUCCCAGUGCAUGUUCUUACACUCCGCGUGAAAGUCAAACCUGAGCAGCACACAACGAAGCAGCAGCAGCAGCAGCAGCAGCAGCAGUAG